AUGUCAGGCGUCCGCGGCCCCACGUCGGCCCUCACCGAGUUCCUCCGCGAAAGGGGCAUCACUGCUCGCAACACCAACCGCUUCAGGCGCAGAGACGCCGAUCAAGCUGAGCAGCAGCAGCAAGCAGAGGCAGCGCAGGGGCAGCAGGAUGCCCAGCCUGUGCAGCCCUCGCCCCGUGCCCGACCCCCUUCAGCCUCGCCCGCCCUCCGAAGGUCGGAGUCGGGCUCAGCCUCCCCCGCCACCGCCGUACGUCGUCGAGCUGCCGCGGGUGCCUCCAUGCGCUUCGACGAGGAGGAUGACUCGGACGACGACGACGACCCCGACGAGGAGGACGCCUAUGUCCCUGAUGCUCAAGAUGCAGCUGGACCCAGCUCCUCGGGCAGAGGUGUCAAGCGUGGCGCAGCAAGGGCGACGAGGAGCGCUGCCAAGAAGGCGAAGAAGGGUGCAGGCGAUGACGACGACGACGACUACGAAGACCCAGCUGGCGCCUUUGGCCUGCCUGAGGCAAGCAGCUCAAGGAGCAAGUUCAGCUACGCGGACAGGGCGCCCGGCAGCAUCGCGUACUGCGGCGGCUGCAAGGCCAAAUUCACCGUGACGCAGUACACCAAAGCCGGCCCCUCUGGCCCGCUCUGCCACCGCUGCGGACCCCUCUACAAGAGCGACGGGGCCAAGGCGGCGGACAAGGACGACGCAUACCGGCCACCGGCGCCAAAGAAGAGGCAGGCCCGUCGGAAGUUCCAAAACAUCCUCGACGCUGGUCACCGCACGGUGCCGACGCUGCAGAGCCUCUGCAUCGCCAUCAUCAGCAACUACAUCGAGGACAUGGAGGCGCUGGGCAACAUCGGCGACCAGAACCUCGACGCCAUCAGCAAGAGCAUCUCCAAGAACCGCAGCCUCAACCCGAGGACGUUGCAGCUCUUCCUGCUUCCGGACAUCACCACGCUCUCACUCUACGACUGCAGCAAGCUCCACAGCGAGUCGCUCCAGACGAUACCGACGUUUGCGCCCAGGCUCCGCCGCAUCAACCUGCAGCUCUGCGGUCAGCUCGACAACAGCACCAUCGACCUGUGGGCUGUCAAGCUGCCGGAACUGCGCGACGUCGAGCUAUACGGCCCUUACCUCGUCCGCAAGGAGGCGUGGCACCGCUUCUUCCGCACCGUCGGCAAGAGGCUCGAGUCGUUCAAGAUCCGCGAGUCGCCCCGCUUCGACAUCGGCUGCGCCCGCGAGAUGGUGGAGCACUGCCCCAACAUCCGGGAGCUCGGCCUGGCGCAGAUCGGACCGCUCGACGAUGCCAUGCUGCAGCCGCUCGAGACGUACAAGUCGCUCACCUACCUCGACAUCUCGGACCCGGGUGUCUCUGCCCCCGGCAUCCCGCCCAAGUCGCUCGAGGAUGCGGGCGUCAUCUCGCUGCUCAAGGCCGUGGGCGGCAAUCUCGCCUUCCUCGACAUUUCCAAGAACGCCGAUCUGACCGACAAGGUCGUGCUCGAGGGCAUCGCACCCAAUUGCAAGCACCUGCAGACGCUGCGCAUGGUCGGCCUGGAAAAGGUCACCUCGGAGGCCAUGGUGACGCUGUUCAAGACCAUGCCGCGCCACACCAGCGACGACGGCGAGGUGUCGGGCAUUCGUCGCCUGUGCCUCGACCGCAUGCUCGAGCUCGGCGACGAGGUACUGCCGGCGCUGCUCGAGCACAGCGGGCCAGAUCUCGUGGAGCUGAGCCUCAACUCGGUCGACAAGCUGACGGGCAAAGGCCUCGCGCUGCUCGCCAAGUCCUGCCCCAACCUCGAGAAGCUCGACUUGGGCUUUUGCAGGAGCGUCGACGACGCCGUGCUCGAUGAGAUCUGCAAUGGCUGCAAGAAGCUCCGGGUCGUCUACGUGUUUGGCUGCAACCGGGUGAGCGACUUUGCCAAGUCGGACAGGGUCAAGAUCGUCGGCAAGGAGAGGUACGCCAAGUAG
Pseudozyma flocculosa PF-1 is the source of this 1953-nucleotide messenger RNA. RefSeq lists its product as uncharacterized. The transcript has 2 exons. The coding region runs from base 1 to 1953 and encodes 650 amino acids. Gene Ontology annotation, biological process: SCF-dependent proteasomal ubiquitin-dependent protein catabolic process. The record is from RefSeq and is a predicted model, not a curated record. NCBI's taxonomy places the organism in Eukaryota, Fungi, Basidiomycota, Ustilaginomycetes, Ustilaginales, Ustilaginaceae. Gene Ontology annotation, cellular component: SCF ubiquitin ligase complex.